GGUAGCUGAAAAACGUUCUUAUUGAUUUCUUGCGUAAAUAUUUAAUUAUCAGAGGAUGGCAAAACUUGGCAAUUUUGGCGCUAAUUUUUUUAUUUGAAAAAAAAAAACAUUGUUAAUAUUAACCUCGAAAACGCCGCCGUUGGUUUGAACAAUAACAAAGCGCAGAAACCAAAAAUGUCCGGAAGCAAAAUUGAGUUCUCCACCAUUACAACCGACGAGUAUAAGAAACUAACGGAAUUCGAAAUAAUCUAUGGAGUUGUGGAAUCUCAGUUUGGGCAUUGCUUAAUUGCAUUGAAUAAUGAAAGUAUCUGCUACAUGUCUCUGUUUGAUGAAGGUAAAGAGAACAGUGCCAUUGAUCAUUUGACAAAGGAUUGGCCUAAUGCUACACUCCGAGAGGACAACAAGAAAAUUGAGGAAGUAUCGAAGGGGAUCUUUGAGAGCAACUCUGCUAGACUCAAUGUCCUUCUCAGGGGUACAGAGUUGCAAUGCAAUGUUUGGAAAGAACUGACAAAUUUGAAGGAGGGCAUGACAGCAAGCUAUGAGCAAAUUGCUAAAGCUGUUGGAAAUCCAAAGGCCAUUCGAGCUGUGGCAAGUGCCAUAGCUAAAAACAAAAUUGCAUAUCUGAUUCCAUGUCAUAGAGUUAUAAGAAAAACUGGUGCACCCAACAAGUAUCGCUGGGGACCAGAGAGAAAAAUCCAAAUUCUGAAAUUGGAAUCGAAAAAGUAAAUUGUUUUUGUUUUUAAUUGUGUAUUUAUGUAAACUUAAUUCAAUAAAAUAUUCCUAAUUUGA
Messenger RNA from Nicrophorus vespilloides, 789 nucleotides. RefSeq names its product bifunctional transcriptional activator/DNA repair enzyme Ada. Lineage: Eukaryota; Metazoa; Arthropoda; Insecta; Coleoptera; Silphidae. Gene Ontology annotation, biological process: DNA repair. The transcript has 2 exons. Gene Ontology annotation, molecular function: methylated-DNA-[protein]-cysteine S-methyltransferase activity. The record is from RefSeq and is a predicted model, not a curated record. Bases 175 to 726 code for a protein of 183 amino acids.